Messenger RNA from Pichia membranifaciens NRRL Y-2026, 2646 nucleotides. RefSeq lists its product as hypothetical. The annotation marks the transcript as partial. Lineage: Eukaryota; Fungi; Ascomycota; Pichiomycetes; Pichiales; Pichiaceae. The record is from RefSeq and is a predicted model, not a curated record. The transcript has a single exon.
AUUAUCAUUUGGAAAAAGAUGGGAAGACAGGAUAGCUGUUUGUGUAAAUAACAAGCAAACUUUUCCGUUCAAACAGCAGAAUAUGUCGUCGGUUAUUUAUGAUCCAUUUGUGGUGACAAAUCUUCCGAGACUCCCACCUAAAUCAGAUGUCUCGAAGCUUUGUUUCACUUCUCAAAUAAACGAUGCGCAUUCUAGCAGUUUUGACAUUAGUAUCAGUGGCUCAUAUAUUGCCACUUUUAUCACCAGGCCUUCUCCUAAAAUGAUAUGGUCCUACGCUUUAUCUCCGCAAGCGAUGAUUACAGCAAUGGAAUCUUUUGACUUCGAGGAUAUAAGCUCUAAUAAUCAGAGUAGUAACAACCAUUUAUUGAAUGACAAAAAACUCUUUGCCAUUGGUUACACAGAACGUAAGAAGAGCAAAUUAAAAUUCAUCACUUAUGGUAUAGAGGAAAAUAAUAACGGCAGCAAUUUGGAAGACGAAAACCAAAGCAGUUCGAUGUCGGUAGUCAAUGAAGAAGAAAGACAUACGAAUGAACUGGAAAAUAUUAAAGAAGUUAGAGAUAGGUCGAUUUCCGUUGACAGUGAAAUCAUAGGCUUGAAAUUCUCAAAAGACUCGAAAUCUGUUUUUUCGAUAUCCGCCAACGGAGUAAUUAAUGUCUGGAAAUUUUCAGUCGAUACAAAUGAAAUUGAAACACCAAUCUUGAACUUUAACGCAGAUGGUCUUGCACAUAAAAAGAGGAGAGUGAUAUUCCAUAAAUUCUUCAAGCCUGAAGAACUGAAGAUUGAUUCUCGUUCAGAAAAGGUUGAACAAUUGUUGUUAACGGCAGAAACGUGCUCGAAGAGGGAUUCCAUAAUUGUGCGUAUUUACUCAAUCAACAGCAACGAAGUUCUCGAGAUUUCCAGCUCUACCAUCUCUGGUCUUGGAUCAAUUGAUGAACUACAAUUCACUCACGAAAUCUCUGGCAAAUUGAUUAUUCUCAAGCAUGAACCAGAACUUGUGAUUAAGUCGUAUGACUUGCCUUUGAUUGACAAUGAACAGACUUUGAAAAUUGGCGGUGUUUUCAAGCAUGAGCCACAAGAUGCACCAACCUCCAUCAUGUGUGCUUCUACAAACAGAGUCCUAGUGACUAAAGGUAGUACCGUUGCGUUGAUCGAUAUCCAAUAUGAAGCUUUAUUGUCUUCGCUUGACUUAUAUUCCAGGUCGAAGGAACAGAACGUCAACGCUAAACCACCGAGAAAUGCCACUUUGUUGAGUGUACCAACAGUUGCAGGUAAUACACUCAGAUCUAAGAAAACUUUCGCUUUGUUGGUUUUAAAAAAUACCAAAGAGAACUAUUCACAAAUACAGUAUGUAUCAAUCGACGUUGGACUCGGAAAAUUGAGGGAUGCGUUAGUUUCGUUACCGGACAGUGAAGAAAAUGGCGCUGAAAACUUCAUAAGCUUUACACCUUACAUUUCCUCUAACGAGAUAUCGGAUGUUGAUGCCGAAGUGAAGUAUUUGAACGAACAGGUGCUGAAGAACAACGAAGAAAUGAGGGAUGUGUACAAAAAGCUCAAGGAAAUCAAGGGCUCCGGUGAUAUGAGUCUUUUGGAGAGCCGUAUGAUUUCAUAUUUGAAAAAUGCCCCUUAUGGUGAAUCACACUCAGAUAAUGAUUUCAAGGUGUACGAGUAUGAGAAGGACAGAUUUGUGGACCCUAAAUUUUUCAAGUUGUGCACGUUGUUACUUUUCAACUACAACGCACAGACAGAUUCGAUAUCGCUAGACUCUGAAAACAUUCCUGAGACAGCCUUAACAUACGUCCUGACGCACCCUCUUUUUCCUACACCGUAUGCAACUGGCUUACUUAGAGUACUUGAGGUUUCGCCAAGGUUGCAAAGGCAGGCGAUUGUGACAUGCGUCAACAUUCCGUGCCACGACUUCAUACUUGAGUUAAGCAGCGCCGAGAACGAUGAGAUCUUUAAGGAUAUCGUCAACCGGCUGAUCGAUGAAUUUUCUUCGGAGGAGAUUACGCAGGAAACGGUGAAGAUAAUGAAGAAGAAGCCCGGUCUUGGCAGCAAGAGCAACGGCACAGGUUUUGACCUGGACAAGAUCAUCGGCAAAAUAAUCAAGCUGAAUUACGGUUACGAGGUCUUAAACUCGUUCAUCGACUCCAACGGGUUGGUGUUGAGUCUCCACUAUGCGAACGAUGACACACAGUUGGCUAAGUUGAUCAAGCAGACGCAGACUAAGGUGAAGUCGAUGAUCGACGACACGGCAUUGCUCACGUUGGUGAACCAGACCCUGACGAAUGCUGAGCUUGGCAGAGAACAGGAGAAGAGCAAGAAAGCCAGUAAGAAAAGUCUGAGAAAUAGCAAGCCAUCCUCUGUCUCCGCUGGCGCCAGCCAGCUUGGCGAGAUCGAAGUGGAGACGAACAAGCUUGACAUGAUGCUCAAGGUCGGCGGCAGGGACUCUCAGUUCUCCAAAAAAACUACACGCACGAAGGUGUCCCCAUAUACUAUAGACAGACUUACUAUCUAGACUCGGUGUGACGCCUGUAACCUUCAUCAUGUAACCUUUAUCAUCUGUAAUUCCCAGCCCGUAGCAAACUGAAGACGUUUCUGCUUGUCCGGGUUGCUCUCGCCGAACGUGAAAUGGCAGCCGCCGCUCUU